GAAAUAAAGGCGGAGGGCGGGAUCACCGAGCGCGGAACGGAAGCGUCGGAAACAAAAACAAAAAAAUAACCCGCGCGCCCUGAGACGAGUUCAGCGUCACCGGUCCUUCUUAAAGUGCCUUCGGUGCGUCUGCAGCGAUGCCCAGAGGAUUUUUAGUCAAGAGAAGUAAGAAAGCGGCGCCCGUGUCGUACCGGAUCCGCGCGGAGCCCGAGGCCGAGCCGGAGCGCGAGCAGCUGCAGCCACCGAGCGACGCGCCGCACUCAGCAUCAGCACCGGCGCGCGCGGACACUCUGAGCCACGCCCCCAGACCGGUGCGCUUCGGAAACCCGGAGUCGGUGUGCCAGUCGGUGUACAGCCCCACGCGCCCUGUGAGCCGCGAGCACGAGCGCGUCUCCCUCGAGCGCCGUUUCGACCUCGGCUCGCCCGUCUCGGCGGAGUCCUUCCCGACGCUCAACAGCUUCGAAGCUCAGCAGCACCUCGCGUGCGCGCCCGUGGACCUAAAGAUCGGCGCGAGCGACAGCAACCGGAUCGCGAGCAAACGAGCCGCGGCUGAGCCCGAGCGCAAGAGCAAACCGGCGCCCAAGAAAACCAAAGCCAUCAGGAAGUUGCAGUUCGAGGACGAGGUCACGACCUCACCGGUUCUCGGGCUGAGGAUCAAAGAGGGUCCGGUUGAGCAGAAGCCGAGCGCGCGCUCCGGUGUGGACAAGCCACUCGGCGAGUUCGUGUGCCGCCUGUGCGGGGAGGCGUAUGCGGACCCGUUCGCCCUCGCGCAGCACAGGUGCUCCCGCAUCGUGCGCGUCGAGUACAGGUGCCCCGAGUGCGACAAGGCGUUCAGCUGCCCCGCCAACCUCGCCUCGCACCGGCGCUGGCACAAACCCAAGCAGCUGAGCGCGACGGGAAACGACGGCACCGACAAGAAACCCCGCGCGCCCGACGACACGAAUAAGGAUGUGCAAGGUGAGCUCGAGCGGGAGCGCGACACGCCCAGUCCCGGAGCCUCCGAGUCGGGUUCCGACUCCGACGGUGUGUACGAGUGCCAGCGCUGCGCGAGGAAGUUCAAACGCCAGGCGUAUCUGAAGAAGCACGUGCAAACCCAUCACGCGCAGCUGAGUGCGAGUCGCGAGAGUCACGCGCCGUCGCAAGAGGCCGAGACGAAGCGGCCGGAGCACGCGCAGGCGCCGCUGGACUUGAGCGCGUGCCCCGUGUGCGGGGAGACUUUCCCGAGUCGCGUGGCGCAGGAGAGGCAUGUGCGCGUGCAGCACGCGUCUCACGUGUUCCCGUGCAAACACUGUCCGGCCGCGUUCUACAGCUCCCCGGCGCUCACGCGCCACAUCAACAAGUGCCACCCGUCAGAAAACCGGCAGGUGAUCCUGCUGCAGGUCCCGGUGCGGCCCGCCUGCUGAACAGCCCGCGUGCCUUUACACACACAGCCAACACUCGGCGGCGCGUGCAGGAGGAAAACACACACACACACACACACACACACACACAGCUAUCGAGCCUCGCGCUUGACAUUUCCACGAUAUCGUAGUUUUUAUCAGCAUGAAGUGCACAGCGGAAAGAUUAGGUGUUCAUUUCACACAGUGCGGAAUUAACACACACACACAGACACACAGAUACAGACAGACAGACACACACAGAUACACACAGACACACACACACAGAUACACACAGACAGACAGACACACACAGAUACACACAGACAGACACACACAGAUAGACAGACACACACACAGAUAGACACACACACACACAGAUAGACACACACAGAUACACACAGACAGACAGACACACACAGAUACACACAGACAGACACACACAGAUAGACAGACACACACACAGAUAGACAGACACACACACACAGAUAGACACACACACACACAGAUAGACACACACAGAUACACACAGACAGACAGACACACACAGAUACACACAGACAGACACACACAGAUAGACAGACACACACACAGAUAGACAGACACACACACACAGAUAGACACACACACACGACCAGGUGAUGACUUUCUUUAACACUGGCGGUUAAUCAUCACGGUCUCGUGCACAUGCGAACUCAUAAGACUCAGCUGGGGUUGAGUUCUCACUCCCUCACUCACUGCAGGAGAACAGGGUUGGAUUAAUGCAAUAGUGUUAGUGAAGACAACACUGUCUCAAGUUCACUAAUGAAACAGUGCAGGUGGUCACAGCAUGGGAGAAGGUCGAGACCCCAAGAUCUGUUACAGGCAUAACUUCACUAAGCGUAUUUAUUUAUUUAUUCGACUCUUUUCUUACUUUAACACAAUCAGAACAGAUUUUUUAUGAUACUAAACAGUAAAUCAGUAACACAGACCCAACAAACACUUGACCGUGAGUGCAGCAGAAAAAGAAGUAAAGGAUCUGAAAGCUGCAACUCAAACCUCAAACAUCACAAUAAGAAACAACGAAGAAACAAAAACAUGCUCUGGGAGGAGACCAACAUUUUCUAUGGUCUUAUCUCAGGCUGUGGAUUUCUCC
Molecule: messenger RNA, 2511 nt
Organism: Neoarius graeffei (lesser salmon catfish)
Lineage: Eukaryota; Metazoa; Chordata; Actinopteri; Siluriformes; Ariidae
Gene: insm1a
Product: insulinoma-associated 1a
Exons: 1
Coding region: 138-1403 (421 amino acids)
Biological process (GO): regulation of cell cycle process; negative regulation of transcription by RNA polymerase II; neuron differentiation
Cellular component (GO): nucleus; transcription repressor complex
Molecular function (GO): RNA polymerase II cis-regulatory region sequence-specific DNA binding; DNA-binding transcription repressor activity, RNA polymerase II-specific
Source: RefSeq, a predicted model, not a curated record